Thrips palmi is the source of this 3139-nucleotide messenger RNA. RefSeq names its product solute carrier family 12 member 9. The record is from RefSeq and is a predicted model, not a curated record. Gene Ontology annotation, molecular function: potassium:chloride symporter activity. NCBI's taxonomy places the organism in Eukaryota, Metazoa, Arthropoda, Insecta, Thysanoptera, Thripidae. The transcript has 16 exons. Gene Ontology annotation, biological process: potassium ion homeostasis; chloride transmembrane transport; cell volume homeostasis. Bases 317 to 3139 code for a protein of 940 amino acids. Gene Ontology annotation, cellular component: membrane.
CGCACACACACGCACACACGACGCACACACGCACACUGGCAGCUUUGUCUACAACAACAAAUGUAAGACACUGACAUUUAUUGACGUGAUUAAUACUGUUAUCUUGUUAUCUAUUGGGUCAUAUCGGUCUGCAUGGUUGUGAGCAUUACCAGUCAUCGUGCGUUUGAAGUGUUACGCGUUUUACGUUCCUCCUUCUCAACUCAAGCAGACGGCAAAGAUGAUUCAUAACCUGAUAGUUUGACAGCAACACCCACUUCAGUGGGACGACUGCCAUUUCUAUUUCAACACGACUUUGUCCUAGAGCUGAAACGUCAAAAUGUUGGCCCCAGAUAUUGGCUCUACUAAUGCUGAUGCAGAGUCUUCAGUUGAAUCUGGCACAAACUCGAGAUCUCGAGAGAAAGCUCCUCUCUUGUCGAAGCGGCGCUUCUUUAGUGGCCUGCAGAAUAUGUUUGGUGUGUCAGCAGCAACAUCGACUGCCAACAAUGCUGGUGAAGGCUAUGUGGAGUUUGGAGUCAUUAACUCAGAUCCCGGUCGGACUUUGGGCACAUUUGCUGGAGUAUUCAGUCCAGUUGCCCUAUCAAUGUUUAGUGCUUUACUUUUCUUGCGAGUUGGCUUUAUUGUUGGUAAUGCUGGUUUGCUCAUGACACUGUUGCAAUUUGCAAUUGCAUACAAGAUUCUUGUGUUUACUGUUGCUUCAGUUUGUGCAAUUUCCACCAAUGGAGCAGUGGAAGGUGGGGGUGCUUACUUUAUGAUUAGUCGCACUUUAGGUCCAGAAUUUGGUGGAUCCAUAGGAACCCUUUUUUUCUUUGCUAAUGUUGUAAGCAGUGCUCUCUACAUCACUGGUUGUACUGAAGGAAUCAUGCAGAAUUUUGGUCCAUCAGGAUACUUUGUGGGAGAAGGUGGUGACCUUUUACCAGAUGGUAAAUGGUGGAGAUUUUUGUAUUGCACCAUUUUGAACAUUCUAAAUCUUGGUGUGUGUCUUAUUGGUGCAGGCAUGUUUGCUAAAACAAGUGCUUUAAUCUUAGCUGUUGUUUGUGUUUGUAUUUUGUCAACUGUGGUUAGCUUCUUUGUUAAAGACGCAAUGCAGGUUGCCUUGCCAGAUUCCAACCAUUUGGUUCCUGGUAAUACCACCGGCACAUUCACAGGCCUCAACUUGAAUACUUUGAACAACAACACUUGGCCAAAUUAUGGGAGAGAUUACACCACAAGUGACGGAGUGUUGACCCAAUUUGCAUCAGUUUUUGGUGUACUAUUCAGUGGCGUUACUGGCAUAAUGGCUGGUGCAAAUAUGUCAGGAGAACUGAAGGAGCCUGCACGAAGUAUUCCUACAGGAACAUUGUCUGCUGUUGCUUUCACCUUUGUAGUAUACCUCUCUCUUGCUGUGUUAACGGCUGCAAGUUGUGACACCAUCUUACUUCAGAACAACUACUUGUUCAUGAUGCCAAUAAACGUUUGGCCCCCUUUUGUGGUCAUAGGAAUUCUAACGGCAACAUUUUCUGCAAGCUUAAGCAAUUUGAUUGGGUCUAGUCGUGUUUUGGAAGCUCUCGCCAAGGAUAAUGUGUUUGGAUCUGUGCUGAAGUUUGUGUCCCGGGGUGUGUGGGGUAACAACCCCAUAGUAGCUGUUCUUCUGUCUUGGCUCUUGGUCGAGGGAAUUCUACUAAUUGGCUCUUUAAACUUGAUUGCUCAAAUCAACUCAGUCUUGUUUUUAUUGUCUUACCUUGCUACAAACAUGGCAUGCUUAGGUCUUGAACUUGCAUCAGCACCCAACUUCAGACCUUCAUUCAAGUGGUUCACAUGGCAUACAGCUUUGAUUGGUUUGCUUGGAACUUUAGUGAUGAUGUUUGUUAUCAACCCCAUCUACGCAUCCUCUAGCAUCUUAAUGUGUCUCUUGUUGUUCAUCAUGCUACAUUUUUUCUCACCGUCUCGGGAUGCUCAUUGGGGGUCCAUAUCCCAAGCUCUUAUUUUCCAUCAGGUUCGCAAAUAUUUGCUUAUGCUUGAUUCUCGAAAGGAUCAUGUCAAAUUCUGGAGACCUCAAAUGCUGUUGUUAGUCAACAAUCCUCGAGCAGCAUGCCCUUUGAUUCAUUUUAUUAACGAUCUGAAGAAAGGUGGACUUUAUGUACUUGGACAUGUGAAAGUUGGAGACUUUUCCACGCUAGACUCUGACCCAACUCUUGAGGAAGUCAGUCACUGGCUGUCUAUUGUUGAUCACUUAAAGGUAAAGGCAUUCAUUGAGCUCACUGUUGCUCCAUCUGUUCGAGAAGGACUACAGCACCUCAUACGAAUAUCUGGUAUGGGAGCCAUGAAACCCAACACCAUAGUCUUGGGAUUUUAUGAUGAGCAGGAACCUGUAGACUUCUUCGAAAGAACUCAGUCACGUUACAAAACAAGAGACUUUGAUAAUGUAUCAGUCUCCAGCUCAACAAGUGGCAAAUUGUUUGAGUUAAGAACUAGAGAACAUGCUCCAAGAUUCAUCGACCAGCAGCAGUAUGUGGGAAUGAUCAAUGAUGUACUAAAGCUAAAGAAGAACCUUUGUAUUUGUCGCCACUUUCAUAAACUUGACAAAAUCGCUGUGACGAAGACAGGACAGUUCAAGCAUAUUGAUGUCUGGCCUAUAAAUCUCUUUAAUCCAGAUGAUGAUGAUGCAUUUGACACCAGCAGUCUUUUCAUGUUACAAUUAGCAUGCAUUCUGAAUAUGGUUCCUGGAUGGAAACAUUUGACUCUCCGUGUGUUUCUCCUGGAGAGUGGGAAUCAACGUCGAAGGAAUGAACAUCGUCUUAGGCAGCUGUUACAGCAGCUACGCAUUUCUGCCAGCAUUUAUCAGGUUGAUGGCUGGGUAGAAAAGUUGCAGCUACUCCAAAGGAAUGGUGGAAGUGUUCUUCCUUCUGCUGUUGACAAUUUUUCAACAAAGCAAGAAUCGCAGGAUUAUAUCAAAAGUGUUAACGGAAUGAUCAAACAGAACUCUCUACAGUCUGCUGCCUUGUUCCUGUAUCUACCAUCACCGCCUGCUGUUGCCCCAGGACAUGCAGAGUCCAGUGCAUUACAGCAGGAGUAUUUGCAACUGUUAACAAAACUUACCAAUGAUCUGCCUCCUACUGUUUUUGUCUAUGGUGUCAGUGCAGUAACGUCCACUACUCUUUAA